Molecule: messenger RNA, 498 nt
Organism: Lolium rigidum
Lineage: Eukaryota; Viridiplantae; Streptophyta; Magnoliopsida; Poales; Poaceae
Product: probable aldo-keto reductase 3
Exons: 3
Coding region: 1-498 (165 amino acids)
Cellular component (GO): cytoplasm
Source: RefSeq, a predicted model, not a curated record
AUGAUAAUAUCAUCAACAUACACAGCAAGGAUAGUGAUUUUCUCGCUCCGAAUAGAACUUGGCAUUGGAAUUGUGGCAUACAGUCCACUGGGUAGAGGGUUCCUAUCCACUGGACCUAAACUGGUGGACACAUUAACAGACAACGAUUUUCGCAAGUACCUACCACGAUUCCAACCUGAGAACAUGGAGAAGAAUGCCGCCAUAUUUGAGCAUGUGAGUGAGAUGGCUGCCAGGAAAGGAUGCACGCCCUCGCAGCUCGCGCUGGCCUGGGUUCACCACCAGGGACACGAUGUGUGCCCCAUUCCUGGCACCACAAAAAUUCAGAAUUUCAACCAGAACGUGGGUGCUUUGUCUGUGAAGCUCACGCCCGAGGAGAUGGCUGAGCUCGAGUCAUUUGCCGCCAUGGAUGUUGUGCACGGUGAUCGCUACCUCAACAUUCACCCCAACACCUGGAAGGACUCUGAGACCCCUCCCCUGUCAUCAUGGAAAGCCACUUAG